CACCACUCAGAACAGCCACACCUGGACUAUGUGGAACGGUGACAGUUUUAUCCGGAUCUUCUAUUUCGACUAGAGGUGUAUGACUGCCGAUGUCAUUAUCAAGCGACACUUCAUUUCUCGUUAAUGUCAACGGAGAUUUCACGUUCCCGUCAACCGCAGUCAGGUGUUUAAUGGGUCCAGUAGCAGCACUUACUACACUAACACAUUCUUCAUCGUCAGUGCUCCUGUUAUCAGUGCUUCCGCCAUCAUUUUUCUUGCAGGCCAAAGCCAAUAGGCCCAUAGCCUCCUGUAUUAGUACCUUUUUAUCCGUACAGCAGAACAUACAAAGCCAAUGCGAGUUAGGCUUCGAGCAUCUUUUGUAAGCCGUCGGACUUAGUCGUGUACACAUUUUGUGAUACCACUUUUUACAGUCGUCACACUGCAUUCCCUCCUCAACGGAGAACAAACAAUUUGGUUGCCCACAUUUGCAAGAGGCAGUGCAAAAUAGAAAAGAAAUUUCCCAUCAAGAAAAAAGUGGAAAUUUACUUCUAAAUUCAGCAUCUACUUUGCCAUUUCUUAUUGAUGAAUUAAUGCGUAUCAAUCAUUCUGUUCAUGACGAGUUAAUUGAUUUACAUCAAAGACGUAAAGAAUUAGUGGACACUAAUGCCGCCCUUCAAAAUCAAGUAGAACGUUUACGAUCUAUUCUUGUAGAGCAUUCAAAGCAAAUAAUACGUCUUCGAGCCACCUUAGAUUCGUACAAACAAACUCUUUCAGAUAAUACUGCAUCGUCAGCUGUAUUUUAUUCCAAAUGGCCAGUUGUUCAUCUUAAAUUAAAUAAUGAGAGCAUAAAGUAUCCUUCUGUCAUAAGCUCAUCAAACGAAUUAUGCACCAUAGAAUCCUGUAUCAAUUGGAAUCGGUGUCGAUUUAUAAGAUUUUUGAAGUUUUGCACUGAUUAUUAUGGUUCAAAUAAUACUAUGUCAUUUGAACAAUUACUUCAAAGUUCUCCACAUUUUACUGAAAGAUGUAAUAUUGAAAAUACUGCAUGUUUAAAACUGACUUUUGGUGUUGAAGGUGCUCAAAAAUGUAUACAGGAAUCUGAACUGACUCGCUACUCGUUUCCUGAAAAUACAUUUCGCCGAGGAUUCGAUUUCUUGUUGCCAAUAAAUUACGAUAUUUUAUGUAAAUACUCGAAGAAAAUUUGCUCUAUUUCUUCACCUUUGCGUUUACUACCAGGAAGACGUGCAUUAUUACUCAGCUUUAAUAUUGGGAUAUUGUCCAAAAGUCGUCUUGCUGAAAAUCACUCAUCAUUGGAUAAUUUAGUUAUUGAACACUUGAAAAAGUUGGAUAACGACAGUCAUAAAAAGAAUGAAUCAACCUCUUUUAUUUCCAUAUCAAUUCAUAAAAAUACCAAUGAACUUGAAAGUUGUUGGUCUAAUAAAUAUAGAGAAUUCCUUUCUCGAAAUUCCCUAUCUGAUACUGAUUGGUUUCCAUGUGAAGAUUCUUCAUCACUUCUUCGCAAGUCAACCUUUGGAUUAAUAAUGACUGGUGCAAGGAACUCGUAUUUGAGUUUAGGAUUACGAAUUCAAUUGAUUAACUGUUUAGCUAAUGGUGCUAUUCCUGUGUUUAUUGGAAAUAACGAUAUAUAUUCUGAUGAAGCAAUCAACUCAGAGUUAUUGUCUAAAGUUAUUAUACACGUUCCUAGACCUCGAGUCGAAGAACUUCCAGCUUUACUUCAGUCUUUGCCUGAAGCGCAUAUCGUUGAGAUCCGCCGACAGGGCCAGAUUUUAUUUCAACGUUACUUUAAAAAUAAAUCAUCACAACUUACCACUUUAUUGUUAGCUGUUAGUCGACGUCUUGGUUUUCCUCAACCUCCUGCUCCUCAUUGGUCUAGUUUACCGGCUUAUAAAGAAUUUCACCCACCUAAACAGUAUCCAAUACAUAAAGAGAAUAAUUUUCAAGUUGAUUUAGAUGAUUUCCUCGGUCCAGUUGGACCACAACAAUCUUCCAUUAGUUAUCAAUCGAAUUAUACAGGUCCUGGUGGAUCAGCUCGAUUGGCUAGCGUAUCUUUUUACAGCGGGAUUAGUGACAUGGUUAAUCCAUUAUGGUUAUUUCCUUCAACACCAUGGGAACCUCCACUUCCAUCAGAUGCUGCAUUUGUACCAUAUGGUUCUACAAAUCAUGGUUUAAGACCAAUUAACCAUACUAUAAAUCUUGCAGGAUAUGAAUUCAAUAUGAAUUUAGGUGGAAUGUAUCCAUAUGAACAGUUUACUAUUUUAAUCCUUACUUAUGAUCGGUUUAAUUUAUUAUGUCAAACGUUAGAAAGUUUUUUAAAUCUUCCAUAUUUGCAUUCAGUUUUGGUUAUAUGGAACAAUCCUAUUCCACCCAAUCCUGAUCUUAGCUGGCCACAAUUACAUGUUCCAAUUAAAGUUAUCCUUAGCCAAAAUAACAGUUUGAAUAAUCGAUUUUUGCCUUAUGAUUUAAUCGAAACCGAUGCAAUACUAUCCAUUGAUGAUGAUAUUCAACUACGUCAUGAUGAAAUUGUUUUUGGAUUUCGUGUUUGGCGUGAACAUCGUGAUCAGUUGGUUGGUUUCCCAGCACGAGCUCAUUUUUGGAAUGGUUCUGAUAGUUCAUGGUUUUAUAAUUCCGAUUAUAUGUGUGAAUUUUCAAUGAUUCUUACUGGAGCUGCAUUUUUUCACAAGUAUUAUACAUUUGCUUAUACAUCGGAAAUGUCUCCGGACAUUCGUAAUAUGGUGGACAAUUAUUUCAAUUGUGAAGAUAUAGCAAUGAAUUUUCUCCUAGCACAUAUAACUAGAAAACCCCCACUGAAGGUUACACUCCAUUGGUCAUUUGACUGCGUUUACUGUGGUUCUACUCUGCAUGACCGUCCAGAUCAUUAUGCUGCUCGUUCCCGCUGCAUUAAUUGGUUAACAAAUCAUUAUGGAUAUAAUCCUCUCAUGUACAGUCAGUACAGAGCUGACUCUGUAUUAUUCAAAACACGUAUUCCACUCGGCAAACAAAAGUGUUAUAAAUAUAUAUAA
Schistosoma mattheei is the source of this 3017-nucleotide messenger RNA. Lineage: Eukaryota; Metazoa; Platyhelminthes; Trematoda; Strigeidida; Schistosomatidae. The record is from the annotation of a GenBank genome assembly.